Messenger RNA from Coffea arabica (coffee), 788 nucleotides. Its product is annotated as small ribosomal subunit protein uS12-like. Gene Ontology annotation, biological process: translation. Gene Ontology annotation, cellular component: small ribosomal subunit; ribosome. The record is from RefSeq and is a predicted model, not a curated record. NCBI's taxonomy places the organism in Eukaryota, Viridiplantae, Streptophyta, Magnoliopsida, Gentianales, Rubiaceae. Gene Ontology annotation, molecular function: structural constituent of ribosome.
UCUUAUAGGUGUCCGCCAAGUACUAGGGUUUUGCUCAGUAUCUGGUAAGCAUAGCGUAGCAGAGCAGCAGCUGCAUCUCUCUUCGUCUCAAACAAAUCCGCUAGCCGUUGUCGCCGUUGCCGCCGCCGCCGUUGCAGCUGCAUCACCUUUCUCCAUGGGGAAGACACGUGGAAUGGGAGCUGGCCGCAAGCUGAAGACCCACAGAAGAAACCAAAGGUGGGCUGAUAAAUCUUACAAGAAGUCCCAUCUUGGUAAUGAGUGGAAAAAGCCAUUUGCUGGAUCAUCACAUGCCAAAGGAAUUGUUCUGGAAAAAAUUGGAAUUGAGGCUAAGCAGCCAAACUCUGCCAUUAGGAAAUGUGCUCGUGUCCAGCUUAUCAAAAAUGGAAAGAAGAUUGCUGCCUUUGUGCCUAAUGAUGGUUGUUUGAACUAUAUUGAGGAGAAUGAUGAGGUGCUGAUUGCUGGAUUUGGUCGUAAGGGGCAUGCUGUUGGAGAUAUUCCUGGUGUCAGGUUUAAAGUUGUAAAGGUUUCUGGUGUUUCUCUUAUAGCUCUGUUCAAAGAGAAGAAGGAGAAGCCAAGGUCAUAAGGGACACUGGAUGAAUUUUGUCACGAGAAUUUACUUCCUGGCUCUCAAUCGCUCUUCUUUGUAAUUCGCUAUCCUUAUGCCCACCCCCUACCUUCUUUAGAGCUGAGUUUUGUUUUUUCAUUUCUGACAUACACUUAUCUUGAACUGUUUUAUGAAGCAAAAUGAUGUUAUAAUCCAAGUCUGCUUGUGCUCUGACUUCCAUUAA